Molecule: messenger RNA, 3777 nt
Organism: Microdochium trichocladiopsis
Lineage: Eukaryota; Fungi; Ascomycota; Sordariomycetes; Xylariales; Microdochiaceae
Exons: 4
Coding region: 1-3777 (1258 amino acids)
Source: RefSeq, a predicted model, not a curated record
AUGGCGCUCAACGGCCUUGACCACGCGAGCAUACAAGAGGCAUUUGCAGCCGCUGCCAACGAGACUGGCGGAUGGUUCAUACUCAAAUAUGUGUCCCGCGACGAAGUCGAGCUCUACGAAAAGGGCACGGGCGGCGUCACAGAAUGCCGCAAUGCUAUCACAAAGUAUGAAGAACCAUCGCCGCUAUACGGCUUCUUGAAAUACCGUCGGCGGAGCGUUGUUGUAAAGUAUAUGCCUGAGGAUUGUUCCCGGCUUAUUCAAGCCCGCGCUGCCGUCCACUUUACCGCCGUCUGCGAGCAGUUCGUCCCGCACGAUACUGUUUUCGAAAUCUCAACUGCCUCCGAUCUCAAAGACUCAAAGCUUUCGUCUGCCUGUUCUUUGCACGCAGCUUCCGGGUCCCAGUCAUCCUCGAGCAGUUCUACUCGCCGGCGCAGGUUAGGCGAGAUAGCGGAGGAAGAGGAAGAAGAAGAGAGAGAGAGGAAAAGACAGUCCGUUGUACAUGAGGAGGACAGACCGUUGAGUCCCGGUCGGCCUUCCGAGUCGAGUGACGGCAGUGCACCAACCAGGGUUGAGAGUCCUGUUGUGCUUGACCCGGAUCAGACCACAUCCGCGGAAUUUGCGACCACGGCAGAUGUUCCAAUUUUUGAAGGUAUCGAGACCCCAAGCUCGCCGACUGCGUCGGAGUACAGUCGGCGCAUGUCCUCGCAAUCUGCACGCACAGAACGGUAUGGCAGCCUGUACAGCAGGCCCAAGGUCAAAUUGGGGCCUCGGCCAUCCCUCGAAGCUACAAAGAGACCUCACACAGCCGACAACUUUCGUCCUACAGCAGCCUUACCAGCAGGCUUCAAAGGAUUCUCGAAAGGAUCAAAGAAGGGCAAAGCGGACGACAAGACCAAUAACGACGAGCACGACAACUCACAACCCGCCAAUCCUGACGUCAGUCUGGGGCAAGCCUUUGUGAUUCCGGAGGAUGCAGCCGCGGACCAUAUUUCACUUCCGCCGCGGCCGGCGACGAGCUCGGGAGCUUCCGUCAAGUCGGUGUCAACAAUCAUGAGUUCAGCAACAAAGGAGAACAAGAUGACACCCGAAAAGGCCCGUCUCAUGAAGGCUAUGAAGAUGCGCGAGAAGAAGAAGAAAAUGAAUAAUGCGCAACCAGGACCUCCCCCCACGCAAGAGUUGCCACCACCGCCCUCAAGAGACGUGGACGGCAAUGCGGAUGCAAAAGCAGAGUCGGCCGAGGAAACGCCAGGUUUGGUUAGACAGGGGCCUGUAAUUGCUGCUGCUGCCGAAUCACCAGAGAGCCGUUCCGCGACCUCCGAUGCGACAUCUGAUCAUAGCGCUUCCGACUCCCGGCCGCCAUCUGCUGCGGCGGCAUCGGUAUCAGAAAUUGGAGAUUCGACACAAGCGUCGUCCAUCUCAGACUCAACAGAUGAGACCAUUCAGCCACGGAAACCAUCGAUUGGGGAACUCAGUGAUGGGGAAGACGACGGGCCAGAGGAAAUCGCAGAGAUAUUGGAGGAAGCCGGUCUCGAUCUCCAUGCGAACGAGCGCAGUGACACACUGAGCUCUGCGGAGACGGUAGCGGACACUGUGCAGCCGAAUGCGUCGCCGUUGGCCUCCGAGGAGCCGAUAGUACCAACCGGAGGUGACCAGGUGCUGCCUGGUGCUGUUGAAUCGGUGCAGGAGGUUGUUGUGGAUGAUACAACUGCCAAGAAAGCGCCAAUAGGUAAACAUAGCCACGACUCCGACAUCAAGACGACGAUUGUCCAGCUGCCAGCUCAGAACGAGGAAACAACAUCGACACCCCCAGACGAGACUUUGUCGGCCAAAGUCCCACUCGACGAUCAGAAGUCCUUCUCAUCAUCAAAAUCCCCAAGAACGCCCAGUCUGAAGAGCAAAUUCUCGACGCAGGAUCUGAGAGCCGCCACUGCCGCGACAGAGCCGGUGCCCUCGUUGCCACAAAUUAUUGCGCACAACAGCUCUUCAGCCGGCUCCCAGAGAAGUAAUGUUGACGGCGCCAAGAAACCCUCGGCAGAUGCUAGGGAGCCAAUGGCUAUGCAGCCGCCAUCCUCACAACCUGUCCAGCGCAAGGUCUCCGUCGAGCCAAUCAAGACAGAUCUGGCAGACCAGAAGGACGCCGAGUCCGACUCUGACGAUUCUGAUGAUGAUGCUGACCUUAUGGAUGAGAUUGCAUCGGCAACAGUCGAGGAAGCUAAACCCAUGAUGGUCUCGAAAUCACCUAUUGUGCCCGUAUUUCCCACCAUCGACCCCCCUAGGCCGUCUCGAGGACUUUCACCUCAGCCGUCUUUGACGCGCACCGUCUCUAAUCCUCUGCGCGGCCCCUUACUGGCACCUAGCGAUGUGUCACAAAGCUCAGCGAGGAGUGUAUCUGCUGGUGGCGCUGCCUUCCUGCACAACAUCACUCGGCAGCCCUCCGGGGCCAGCCUGCAGUCGAAGAAGGGCAAUGUGGGCUCCAGCAUCUCGCAGCGUAUCAAGGCACUUGAGCAACUUUCCAGCACGUCUGGGCCGCCAGAUACCAAGGCCCGGCCCGUGACGCCAUCCUCGACAUUCUUUGCUGUGCGCAAAGCCAGCGUUCGACAGCCAUCUAAAUCUCCUUCCGUCACUGAUCGUGCACACGUUCUGUCGUCACAGUGCCCAACGCCCGAAGCACUAGACUCGCGGCCGGGAACACCCGAGGUGACGCCGGAAUUCAUCCGGAGGGAGCGAACCAAUUCCAUGGCAAAUAGGCUCAGCAUGUUUGAGGGCCACAAUCUGCCACGCGGUCGGCCAGAGUCUAUCCAGGUGACUGCGCGAAUCUUGCGUGAUGGCCACGAUGGUUUCUUGAAGAAGCUUGAGCCUCACAAGACGGGCCCGAUUGAGCUUAAGCAGUCCCCUCUCAUCGUUGACGUGCACCCGAAAAAGCCUAAAACUUCCGAUGGCAUCUCCUCCAAGGCUAAUCAACUGACAGACUUCACCAAGGAGCCUCUGCCAGACCGCAAGAAGUCUACAGAUCAUGUGAUGGAAGAACUCUCAGACCACCGGCGCAGAUCAUCUUUGAACCUCGUGCGUGGUCUUCUUGGAAAGUCGAACGACAAUCUUGCACCAAUCUCUCCUGGUGUGGCAUCGUUGAACUCGCCUGCCCGUGCUUCCACCUUCGGACAGAGUGGUCACCGUACCUCUGCAAGCCGGGAUAUCGAUACUGCCAGCUCGCAACCUACAUCUCCUCCGUUGCUCAGUGAUAACGAGACCGAGGACGACUCCAAGGCGGACAAGAAGGACACACGCGCUUCGCGCUUCAUGCGGCGAUUCUCGAGCUCCUUCGGCAGCGCUCGCAAGGCGGCCACACCCCCAGCCGUCUCACCCACGGUAGCGGAAGAACCAACAUUCCAGGCCCCGAAACAGGUCGCCCCAGCCCCGUUCGACGCACAGCAGAGCAUCGCAGCGUAUAUCGGUGAUGUGAAUGUGCAGUUCCCCGACAACCUCCUCUGGAAACGGCGCAGCCUGUGCCUCGACACGCAGGGAUGGCUUAUCCUCAGUGCUGUGCAAGGUGCAACAGCAGGUGCGAAGGACAAGUUGGCCGGUGCUGGUGUCAAGCGCUACCACAUGAGCGAGUUCAAGAAGCCUUACGCGCCGGACGUCGAAGUCCAAGAGCUGCCGAACAGCGUCGUGUUGGAUCUCCUUCAAGGAUCUUGUCUGCAGGUGGCUUGCGGCGACCGUUCUGGGCAGAGCCAGACACUCGACGUUCUCCUGGAAGCCCAUCAAAAACACAGCUCUUAG